AAAGAUUCAGGUGAAACUGAAGACUCAGCGUGCAUAUGCACAGGCCGAUGCAGCGUCCAUCAACGUACCAGCUGGUCUAUGGGAAGACACCUCGCCAACCGCACCACACCACAGCGCCAAACCAGCAUCCCCAGUAGCUCAUUCCACAACGCGCCUUGUCUUGCACACUUUCGAUAUGAAGAUCUUUACGACGAUUGCGCUCCUGGUCGCUGCGGCCAUCUCCAACACGGACGCUGCCGGCUGCGACCUCUCGGGCACGUACAACCCGAUGUCGGCCGCCUCGAUCAUCAAGAGCUGCAAGGCCAUCACGGUCACCAACCUCAACGUCCCGGGCGGCGUCACGCUCGACUUGACCACGCUCCAAGCCGGCACCACCGUCACGUUCAAGGGCACGACGACGUUCGGUGUCAAGAACUGGGAAGGUCCGCUCAUCGCGGUCUCGGGCAACAAGAUUACGCUCGACGGCACGGGCGCCACGCUCGACGGCCAGGGCGCCAAGUACUGGGACGGCAAGGGCGGCAACGGCGGCGUCGACAAGCCCAAGUUCUUCAAGUCGUCCAAGCUCGUCGACUCGACCAUCAAGGGCUUCAAGCUCCUCAACACGCCCGUCCACGCCUUCUCGAUCAACACGGUCACCAACUCCAAGUACCUCGACAUUACGAUCGACAACAAGCUCGGCGACUCCAAGGGCGGCCACAACACGGACGCCUUUGACGUCGGCAGCUCCACGGGCGUCUUGAUCUCGGGCGCGAUCGUCUACAACCAGGACGACUGCCUCGCCAUCAACUCGGGUACGGGCAUCACCUUUACCAACGGUUUUUGCAGCGGCGGCCACGGUCUCUCGAUCGGGUCGGUCGGCGGUCGCUCCAGCAACAUUGUCAAGGAUGUCACCAUCUCCAACACCAAGGUCGUCAACAGUGAUAACGGCGUCCGCAUCAAGACGGUCUCGGGCGCCAAGGGGUCUGUCUCGGGCAUCACGUACUCCAACAUCCAGCUCGAAAACAUUGGCAAGUACGGCAUCGUCAUCGAGCAGGACUACCUCAACGGCGGCCCGACGGGCAAGCCCACCAACGGCGUCCCGAUCACCAACGUCACGCUCAACAAGAUCACGGGCUCCGUCUCGUCCAAGGCCACCAACACGUACAUUCUCUGCGCGCAGGGCGCGUGCAGCAACUGGAAGUUCACCGGCGUCGCCGUCACGGGCGGCAAGGCCUCGACCAAGUGCUCGUACAUCCCGGCCAACUCCAACGCCAAGUGCUAAGUUGAUACUGUGUUUUUGUUUCUAAUCUCACUGAGUUGUGCUUUUGCCGACUGUGCUUUAUCGAGUAAUUCAUAUCCAUACUGUAUAUUGUGAAAAUGACA
Saprolegnia diclina VS20 is the source of this 1362-nucleotide messenger RNA. Its product is annotated as polygalacturonase. The transcript has a single exon. The record is from RefSeq and is a predicted model, not a curated record. Gene Ontology annotation, cellular component: extracellular region. Bases 176 to 1261 code for a protein of 361 amino acids. Gene Ontology annotation, molecular function: polygalacturonase activity. Gene Ontology annotation, biological process: pectin catabolic process. Lineage: Eukaryota; Oomycota; Saprolegniomycetes; Saprolegniales; Saprolegniaceae.